AUGGAAGGCGUAGGAAAUGCCACAACGCUGCUGGAGAUCGAGCCCGAGACGAAGCACUUAGUAUCGCGGAUCCUGCCGAUUGUUAUACCUGUCUUCAUCGCCAUCCUUCUCGUGUCUUCCCGAAGAUCAUCCUAUGACGCCGCUCGGGUUGGAAAAUCAAGAUGGUGGUCGCUCAUCCCAGGUCAGUUCCACAAAGCGCUGGGAAAGCCGUUCAUCAGCAAAGUCUUUGGAUGGGACUACCUACUAAUGCCCCCUCGGUACCUCGAUGAUGUUCGCAAGGCAGAUGAGGACGAUCUCAGCUUUGCGCAAUGCUUCAGUGAGGCGUUCAACGUCCACGUUUCUGCCGGCGACGUGUAUGCGUCGAAAAUGAUGCCUGAUGCUGUCAAGCAGUACCUCAAUCCUCAAUUGCCAUCGCUGGUGGAAACUAUGAAGACUGAGACCGAUCACAUCCUUGCGGCCGAGCUUAAUGUCGGAGACGAAUGGAAAACAGUCCAGGUUUUCUCCACGUUUACGGAAAUGGCGCACCGCAUUACUUGUCGUAUAUUACUUGGCGAAGACCUUGCGCGCGACAAAGUCUUCAUUGAGGAAUCGCAACUUUUCAACCGGUCUCUUUUCAUCAGCGCCAUUCUGGUCAACGGUAUCGCACUCGGUCCAUUCAGAAAUCUGGUAGCAUGGCUCACUGCGAUCAAACAUCGAACGCACUUGUCGCGCUGCAUCAAGUAUCUGAUUCUCCAAAUCGAAAAGGUGCGGGCCCAGUCUAAAGACUACAACAACGCGGUAAAGUGGAUGCUGGAGCUUGCAGAGGGAGACGAAGUGGAAAGGAAUCCAGACCGGAUGGCGAAGCAAUUGAUGCACCUCAUGUUCGCUGGAAGCAGCGCUCCUGGAGGGCUCGUGGUGCAACUGGUUUACCAAAUCUUGAUGAGUCCGGAAUACCUUGAGCCAUUGAGAGCGGAGAUUUCUCGCACACUAGAAGAGACUGGCGGAUUUACGGCCAGCUUCGUAUCCCGGACGCCGCUCAUGGAAAGUUUUGUGCGCGAAACGAUGCGUCUAUAUCCCACUGGCGUUGUGUCCGUAACGCGAGCUGUUAGGAACAAGCCCUUCAGCUUCUCUGACGGCUACACGCUUCCCGCAGGAUCUCAUUUUGCCUUCCCCAUCCAAGCCAUUCAACGCGACCCCGAGAAUUACCAAGAUCCGCUCACCUUCCGCGGAUUCAGGUUUGCAACUCAGACGGAUGAAAAAGAAGUCAAUGCAUCCACCGUCGACAAAACCUUUCUUACCGACACGGCGGAUCUAAUCGGCCAAGUCGACUUUCCGAAAUUGGAACGAAGCGGCCUAGGGGCCCAAUUCUGGAGCGCCUAUGUCGAAUGUCCACGUGACGGGGGCGAUGUCAACGACCAGGGAACAUACUACGAGUCGAUGCACCAAACGCUGCAGCAGAUGGACCUCAUCAACCGACUCAUUGAUGCCUACCCAGAACGAUUGCAGCGCGCAUCAUCAGCCGCGGAGGUAUGGUCGCAAUUCGCAAAGUCGAAAGCAUCCAGUAUAUCCAGUCUGAUGGGCGUUGAGGGCUUGCACCAGAUAGCCAACAGCGGUUCCUUUCUGCGGCUGAUACAUCAAAUGGGCGCGCGCUACGUGACCCUAACACAUAGCUGUCAUAAUGCUUAUGCCGACAGCUGUAGUCCAUCCGAACCAUUGAACGGCGGCCUAUCAGAUGCAGGACGCGACGUGGUACUCGAGAUGAACAGGCUGGGCCUCAUGGUCGAUCUGUCGCACACCUCAGUGGCCACGCAACGCGAUGCGUUCAACGCGUCGCGCGCACCUGUCGUCUACACUCAUUCCUCAGCCCGCGCACUCUGCGAUCAUCCGCGCAAUGUAGCUGAUGAGGAAUUGUGGGCGCUCAAGGCAAAACGCGGGAUUAUCAUGGUCAACUUCUUCCCCGGUUUCGUCACGUGCAGUGUCCAAGCUGCGCUCAAAGACGUCGCCGACCACAUCAUCUACCUAGGCGAGUUGAUCGGUUUCGAGCACGUCGGUAUCGGCGCGGAUUUCGACGGCAUGGGCUUCGAUAGUGGCCCAGCUGGACUUGAAGAUGUUGGCACAUAUCCAGCAUUGAUCGAGGAGCUGUUGCGCAGAGGCGUGUCGGUUGCCGACGUGUGUGGGGUGGCGGGGGCCAAUAUCCUGCGCGUAUUAGCCGAGGUUGAACAGGUGGCGCGGGACCUAGAUAAUCAGCAGCCCUUGGAGGAUCGUGUAAAAUCUAUCUUUUGA
Messenger RNA from Alternaria incomplexa, 2262 nucleotides. RefSeq lists its product as uncharacterized. Gene Ontology annotation, molecular function: heme binding; metallodipeptidase activity; monooxygenase activity. The coding region runs from base 1 to 2262 and encodes 753 amino acids. The record is from RefSeq and is a predicted model, not a curated record. The transcript is spliced from 5 exons. Gene Ontology annotation, biological process: proteolysis. NCBI's taxonomy places the organism in Eukaryota, Fungi, Ascomycota, Dothideomycetes, Pleosporales, Pleosporaceae.